This is a messenger RNA of Paramuricea clavata, 1182 nucleotides long. The record is from the annotation of a GenBank genome assembly. Lineage: Eukaryota; Metazoa; Cnidaria; Anthozoa; Malacalcyonacea; Plexauridae.
AUGAAUACCACAGAAACGGAACUCAAACCUGGCUUCAGGAGGAGCCGUAUGACUACCAUCAAAGGACUUCGAACCAGUAGUGUUGUCACAUUCAAUCCAACAACUAUUAGCCCAGGUGAAGAGCUGUACAUUAAUAUUCUAAAACUUAAACCUUCGUCUUGCCUAGCUAGUCUUCGGAUAACUUGCCCUUCUCUUUGACUUCAAUAAUUCCAACACAAAGAGCAGCAUUCAGAAAUAACCUUGCUAAACUGCUAGCGAAACGUCUCCAAGUAAAAGUAGCCGGUGAGACUGCCUAUGACUGUUUAGGAGAAAGUCUAUUCGAAGUGUUCAAAGACCUAUGGCUAACACUAGGUGACAGGAAAAAGAUGACCGAACAGGGCCUCAUAAGCAAAAACAUACGAAAGUUAAUAUCAGGUGACGACUCAGGGGUAAAGGUAGGUGAUGUCGGUAAAGUAGCAGACGCACUUUUCCACAGUGUAUACGGCUCUAAGCUGAGAAAACCGAUUUACACUCCCCCAAGCAGAUGAGAUUAUGACUGCACAAGGAGGUGAACAGGUAGAUGGAUACAAACUGGACAAUCUUGAGUUAGAAUACGAGACCAUUGAGAAUGACACCCUUGCAAGUGAGGUCUCAAGGAUGUAUUCAACGGGCCGGUCACUGUCCUACAAACACGUCACACUGAUGCGUACAAGUAAAUGGGACAAGGACCUUACCAUUGUCAAUGAGAACAUUAAUAUCCCCAGAAAGAGCAUGUCAGCAAUUGUCCUCCUAUUCACCAAUAGAGUGAGGACUGAUUCUGAAGAGUACAUUUACCCAAAAAUUGAUAAAGUCAACGUAACCAUUGAGGGUGUGCCAAAUGCUGUCUUCUCCCAGGGUCUUCCCAAAAACAGGUUCUUUGAAGAGGCAAAGCGAUUCUUCUGCCCUUCGUGCGAGAAAUCAAUGGCUGACGAGUUUAUGUCCAUCAGCAAGCUCUUCAGCAACGGUUUCGCUCUAGUGAUCGAUCUUAGGUCAACACAGGAUGACACCACUGGGGGAGGUAAGAAGAUAGUUAACACACAGUCUGGCGUAUUACUGGAAAUCAAAAAGAGAGCCACAACAGCUGACGUUCAAUGCAACAUCUUUGUUGUAUCAGAUGCUCUCCUUAACUUUGCCAAUAGAGAUCUCUCAAGUAUUCAAUACUAA